UCUCGGUAGGACUGACUCCCUUGGGCCCUCCCGGUGCCCCGGGCUGGUGACCUCGAUGAUAUUACAGUCUUGUGAGGUUACAGAUUAUGAUCUCGUGAUAUUACCGACCUCAGAAGGGUUUAUUUGGAUACGGGAGCGGGGCACCGGUUCAUGCGAUAGUUCUGCUGUCCCCGGCUAGAAAACCAGCACUUCCUUCUACCCCAUCAUGUCCUUAAUGCGAAGUCCGCGGUUACUUGGGAAAGGGCUGGCGGACUUGGCGAAAUUCCCGUGGCCGCCCAUUCCUCGCAAUCGAGUUCCACAGGCUUUUCCGCGCUUGAUUAGCAGCAAGGGGCCUCCGACCUUCUGUCGUAGCUUCUGGGUGUCCUCCAAACAGGCGGCGUCCUCCUCGAUGGCCGUGACUGUGAACCUGACUCCCGGGCGCCGCAGCCUGUGGGACGAGCCCGUGGCGAUCGCGGUGCACGGUCUGGCCCCGGCCCAGCGGGUCACCCUGCGCGCCUCCCUCCCCGAUGAGAAAGGGGAGUUAUUCCGGUCGUCGGCCCGCUAUGAGGCCGACGCAGGCGGGCAGCUGGACCUGGCGCGGGCGCCCUCUCUGGGGGGCAGCUACAGCGGCGUGGAGCCCAUGGGGCUCUUCUGGAGCAUGAAACCCGACAAGCCCUAUUGGCGGCUGGUGAAGCGGGACGUGCAGACUCCUUUCCUCGUGGACCUGGAGGUGUACGAGGGUCACGACCCCCAGCCCACCAAGCUGCUGGCACAGGUGGUCCACGAGCGGAGCUUCUUGGGGCCGGGGGUGAAGAGGAUCCCGGUGCGAGAGGGCAACCUGCGGGCCACCCUCUUCCUGCCUCCCGGUUCAGGGCCCUUCCCUGGGAUCAUCGACAUCUUUGGAGCUGGAGGUGGCCUGUUUGAAUAUAGAGCCAGCCUGUUGGCUGGACAUGGCUUUGCAGUGCUGGCCCUGGCAUACUAUGCCUAUGAGGACCUCCCCAAAGACAUGAAGGAACUUCAUCUGGAAUACUUUGAAGAGGCUGUCCAGUACCUGAAAAACCACUCUCAGGUAAAGGGUCCAGGAGUUGGGAUCCUUGGAUUUUCCAAAGGGGGUGAUCUGUGCAUCUCCAUGGCCUCCCAUUUGAAGGACAUCACAGCCACUGUCACCAUCAAUGGCUCUGUGGCAAAUGUAGUGUCUGUGCUACACUAUAAGGGUGUGACCAUUCCCCCAUUGAAGACUGACCUAAAACGUAUCAAGAUGACUGAAGAUGGGUUUGCAGACAUUGUUGAUGUUCUCAACAAUCCUUUGGAGGAACCCAACAGAAAAAGCUUAAUUCCAAUUGAGAAGGCUGAGAGUUGCUUCAUGUUUCUUGUUGGUCUGGAUGACCACAACUGGAAAAGUGAAUUCUAUGCCAUUGAAGCUGCCAAAUUGUUAGAAGCCCAUGGGAAGAACAAACCGGAGAUUAUCUGUUACCCUGCAACAGGACACUAUAUUGAGCCCCCAUAUUUCCCUAUGUGCCCAGUUUCCUUUCACGCUUUGGUGGGCACAAAUGUGAUCUGGGGAGGAGAAGUUAGGGCCCACUCCAUGGCCCAAAUUGAUGCUUGGAAACAACUCCAAGCCUUCUUCCACAAACAUUUAGGAAGUGAUCAGAUAGCACAUCCCCCCAAUUGUAACUCGCCAUUUAGAAAUUCAGAUGGUAUAUGGUAAGAGUGUAUUGAGAUGAUACCACCUAGAGAGAUUAUUUUUAGAAUAAUUGGAAUAGGAUUUUUUUCUCACCUUUAAGAUAAAGUUGAAAGUAAUAAUAAUUUUGAAGCUCUCAAUGUUGCAUUUUAAGUAAACAGUUUCCCCAAGAAUAAGAGAAUAAUUUUGUGGAAGAAGAGUGAGAGAGUACUUUCCUUACAUGGAAAAUAAACUCCAUAAACCCAUAGAAUUGGCCAAGACCUCCUAGGCCUAUAUAAGCUGCCUAUAAAUUUCCUAGACAUGUUCUCUCUGUGCCUUAAGAAAUUUAUCAGGUCUUAAAAAUAAACAAAUAAGAUGCUGAUACCAAAA
Messenger RNA from Trichosurus vulpecula (common brushtail), 2029 nucleotides. RefSeq names its product acyl-coenzyme A thioesterase 1-like. Gene Ontology annotation, molecular function: fatty acyl-CoA hydrolase activity. The record is from RefSeq and is a predicted model, not a curated record. NCBI's taxonomy places the organism in Eukaryota, Metazoa, Chordata, Mammalia, Diprotodontia, Phalangeridae. The transcript has 3 exons. Bases 206 to 1687 code for a protein of 493 amino acids. Gene Ontology annotation, biological process: fatty acid metabolic process; acyl-CoA metabolic process.